AUGGGCUUCCUUGGUGUCUACAAAGCAAUAUACGACUACGUACCCAACGGUGCUUCAGAGCUUGCGAUCAGCGAAGGGGACAUAUUGUAUGUGCUGGAGAAGAGUGGAGAGGACGACUGGUGGAAGGCAAAGAAGAAGGCAUCUGGGGAGGAUGAUGAUGAGCCUACUGGCUUAGUCCCUAGCAAUUACGUGGAAGAGGCGCAACCUACGAACCAAGCUCGCGCUCUCUACGAUUAUACCAGGCAGACGGACGAGGAGCUGUCUUUUACAGAGGAUGCGACACUUGAAGUAUUCGAUACAUCAGAUCCGGAUUGGAUAUUAGUUGGACUUGAUGGCGAGUACGGUUUUGCCCCCGCCAACUACAUAGAAAUCCAGGAGGGCAAGGCUUUAUCAAGUACUGCACAAGCACCCCCGCCGAGCCUUCCAAGAAGACCACCUGCGGCUGUUGAGGAUGACGACUCCCUUGGAUCUCCUGGGUCUCCCCAGAGUCCAGUUCAGAGUCCGGCGGCAGCUUUAGCAGGCAUCAUCAACCAGCGAAAGGCUUCCACGCCAGCAACUCGAGCUCCACCAGCCCAAUAUACCCCAGAGGCUUCUGAUGAAGACGAGGGCCCACCGCCUUCGAUGCCAGCCCGGCCAGUCUCUCAAUCAAGAGCUCCUGAGCCUGUGCAUGCACGAGAAGCCUCGCCGCCGUCUCCAGGUCCUAGAAUGUCACCACCCUACAACAGAGCCAGCUUCAACCGAAACAUUGAUGACGAGGUUGCUUCCCAUGCGCCUGGUGGAUUUCAUAUGUACAAUAUCAACGAGAUGGUAUCGAUUAUGGGCAAGCGGAAGAAAAUGCCAACCACUCUAGGUGUCAAUAUUGCCACUGGAGUUAUUCUGAUUGCCCCAGAAAAGUCUCGAGAUGGCCCAGAGCAGACUUGGACCGCUGAAAAGAUGACCCAUUACUCGAUUGAAGGAAAACAUGUUUUUCUGGAACUGGUCAGACCGAGCAAAAGUGUGGAUUUUCAUGCCGGAGCAAAAGAUACUGCUUUAGAAAUCGUCAGCGCUUUGGGAGAACUGGCUGGAGCCGUUCGAGCUGAAGGACUUCGAGAGGUAAUUUUGGCUGGAACCGGCCAAAGUCAAAAGAAGGGCCAGAUUCUAUACGACUUUAUGGCCCAAGGUGAUGAUGAAGUGACCGUUGCCGUCGGAGACGAAGUUAUUAUUGUGGACGACACGAAGAGCGAAGAGUGGUGGCAAGUUAAAAGGCUGAGAAACGGAAAGGAGGGUGUAGUACCAAGUUCCUAUGUGGAAGUAACCGGCACAGUCGCUGCACCAAGCAGUUCUGGGCUAAAUGCGGGCAAGUCAACCAUCGAUCAGAACAGACUGGAAGAAGAACGGCUAGCCAAAGAGUCGCUAAGAGCUGCGCGCAUGGAAGAAGAAUCAAAAGGGUCACAGAGAAGCAGACAUGAAACCGGACGAGAUGGGCAAUCAAGAUCUUCAAAAUCAAAACCCGAUCCUGCUAAAGUACGAACGUGGACCGACCGAUCGAAAUCAUUUAGCGUUGAAGCUCAAUUCUUAGCUUUGAAAGAUGGCAAGAUAAAUCUCCACAAGAUGAAUGGUGUCAAGAUCGCAGUACCAGUCGUCAAGAUGUCAAUUGAAGAUCUCGAAUAUGUUGAACGCAUGACGGGCGUCUCCCUUGACGAAGACAAGCCAUUAUCAGAUAUCAAGAAACAGCAAAAGGCUCGAGCUGCCAACAAUGUUAGCCCUGCCGGCGCCAGUGUUGUGCCCAAGUCUACGAAGCCGGAGUAUGAUUGGUUCCAGUUUUUCCUCUCUUGCGAUGUUGCCGUUGGGCUUUGCGAGAGGUAUGGGCAAGCUUUUAACAGAGAUUCUAUGGAUGAGAGUGUCUUGCCUGAUAUCGAUGCUACCGUUCUGCGCACUUUGGGUAUCCGUGAGGGAGAUAUCAUCAAGAUUAUGAGAUAUUUGGACAAGAAAUACAAUCGUAUUGGGGGAAAACGAAAUGUCAGCUUUGGUGGGGAGGAAGUCAUUGAUGGUGAAUCGGGAGGGCUUUUCUCCGGUCCAGGAGGGACACUCAAGAACAAUACCCGAAAGGGACGCCCAGCCCCUGCUGUGCAGACGAAUGAUGUUGUGGAUGCAGAUGCAUUCAAGCAAGGAUCUAAUGAGAAGACUGUCCGUCAGGAAGGGGUUGCAACACCCCUCGCCUCGAUGCCAACCCCCACGAAGAAGGAUGAGGUACGCUCUGGCUUCGAUGACGACGCCUGGGAUGUGAAGCCAUCGAAGCAGCAACCCCAAACAACGCAGGCUCAGGCUACUACACCUUCACCGGCGCCAGUCGCUACCCCUCCUCCAGCACAGCCCACGUUGACUGGAUCUAUGCAAGAGUUAUCUCUGCUUUCUGCACCUCUGGAACCCACGAGAGCACAACCCCCUGCUCAACCACCACAGAUAGCCCAACCUCCUCAACAGCCUCCUCAGCAACAGUCCCAACCCCAACCCCAACCCCAGGGAGCUACACCGUCAUUCUUUGCUGGAAUUGGACAACAGCAGACUGGGCUCCCACAACAGCAGACAGGCGCGCAAUUCAACCCACAAAUGAAUCAGCUGAACAUUGCUCGUCAACGGCCUGCUCCACCGCCCCAAUUCCAAAGUCAGGGAUCUCUGAUGAUACCUGCUCCUCCCAAUCGGCCUUUGUCGGCGCCACAGGCAAACCAGCAAAGUGCUUUCUCACUUCCCCCGCUACAAGCUCAAAAUACUGGAAUACAGAACUCGUCGGGAUUCCAAAACCAGAUCGCUCCUCCUGGCCAAAGUCUGAACGAUAUCAGAAUGCAGCAACAAUACACUGGAUUCAAUGGACCUCAAAAUCCCAACCCAAAUAUGGGGAUGAUGAACCAGCCUCAAAACUUUGGCCAAUUCAACAAUGGUAUGCCAAAUGGUUUCCAGUAUCCAAUGCAGACCGGGAUGCAACCAGGAAUACCUCAGCAGCAGAAUUUCAUGAACAAUGGAGGCGGACCGUUCGCUGAUCCUCGACCACAACAAUUUUCUCCGAUUCAGCAGCAACCGACAGGCUUCCAGAGCUCCUUUGGCCCUCCUCAGCAACAAUUUCCCCAACCCACUGGCAUUAACUCCUUCCUACCUCCGCCUUUACAGCCUCAAUCAACUGGCAUGCCACAGCAGCAACAGCAGAACGGUUUCAAUUCUUUCAACGCUCCUCCAAUUCCUCCAAUUCCUCAGCAAAAUACCAUCGCCCCUCUCGUGCCUCAAAAAACUGGCCCGCCCCCACCAGUCAGAUUUGGUGUCACGGGUGAUGCUAAGAAACUCAUGCCCCAAGCGACGGGGCGCAGAGCCAACUUGUCGCAGGCUACUCCGCAGAACCCAUUUGGAUUCUAA
This is a messenger RNA of Cadophora gregata, 3384 nucleotides long. RefSeq names its product cytoskeletal protein binding protein (gene SLA1). Gene Ontology annotation, molecular function: protein-macromolecule adaptor activity; cytoskeletal protein binding; ubiquitin binding. Gene Ontology annotation, cellular component: nucleus. The transcript is spliced from 6 exons. The record is from RefSeq and is a predicted model, not a curated record. NCBI's taxonomy places the organism in Eukaryota, Fungi, Ascomycota, Leotiomycetes, Helotiales, Ploettnerulaceae. Gene Ontology annotation, biological process: actin cortical patch assembly; regulation of actin filament polymerization. Bases 1 to 3384 code for a protein of 1127 amino acids.